AUGUCAGAUGUGGUAUUUGGAUUUUUUGCCUGCAUAGCAUUUAUUGUUAUAGUGCUCUUUAAUGUUGGAGCCUUCACACCAAACUGGCUAACUGUGCACGAAACACCAGUAAGCUUUUCCACGCCUUCGUUUAACUGUUCCACGCCUUCGGUCAACUGUUCCAACCCUUCAGUCAAUAUUUCCACGCCUUCAGUAAACUCUUCCGCGCCAUCAAGAAUAUGCAAUUAUGGCUUGUUUCACAGUGUAAAUUGUCCAAACAAUGAGAAUGCUUUUGACUGGACCAUUAUAGGACUUAAUAUUGCGACGUCUGUGUGUCUGACGGCUAUUCCUUUUUUCUGGGUUCUCCUGUCAUGCAUGCUUUGCUGCUGCAAAAAAGACGACUCAGACGACAAAUGUGCUGACGGUUGCUGCAGUUGCUACACGUUCUUUUAUGCUGCUGGAGGUAUCCUGGGCUUUGCGUCAACUUUGAUUGUGGUUUCAAAAUUUGAUCACAACCAGUUGGGAUGGUCUUUCUUUCUGACAGUUGUAUCAUCUUCAGUGAUUCUGUUGCAGCUAGUGCUUUUAGUCACCUACUUUGUUUGUUCUCGAAAAAUGAACGAAAAAUGCACAGUAUUCCUUGUCUACAGAAGACGGCAUUCAAACUAUUACGUUUAA
Molecule: messenger RNA, 654 nt
Organism: Saccostrea echinata
Lineage: Eukaryota; Metazoa; Mollusca; Bivalvia; Ostreida; Ostreidae
Exons: 4
Coding region: 1-654 (217 amino acids)
Source: RefSeq, a predicted model, not a curated record